AUGUGUCUGUUGGUGGUAGAGGAUGGAUUUUCAGCAGAAGAGGUGUGGCGACAGAUAGAAAGGCUGAACCAAAUAACAGGAAAACCCACAGAAGAGUUCAGAGUUGUUCUGCCACUGAGCUCUGAACAUCCAGAUUCUUACCCAUUCAGAUGCAACACCACGGAGCAGGUUGUCAGUGAACUGAGAGGGCUGGCUGUAGAAAGAAAUCUGACGUCAACCAACAAGAGGCAUGCUGACCAUCCUCAGUCAGAUGCGUCAUCACACAGAGAGAGAGGUGGCAGAUCCUGGGUAUGGAACCCUUUCACCAAGAAUUUCAAAAGAAAGUCCUCUGGCACCACAGUGACCCUUGUUCUGCUGGGAAUGGCCGGGACUGGAAAGAGUGCGAGUGGAAACACAAUCCUGGGAAAGAAGCAGUUCACGUCUAGAACCAGUUCAAAUCCGACCACCACAGAGUGCCAGGUGGCAGAAACAGAGAUAGACGGUACACGUGUACGGGUCAUUGAUACCCCAGACAUCUUUGAUGAUGAGAUUAAAUCAUCAGUUAAGAACAAACAUGUGAGAAAGUGCAAACAGCUCUGUCAGUCAGGACCUUGUGUUUACUUACUUGUGAUUCAUGUUAGCAGAUUUACAGACGGUGAGAGAGACAUACUGAAAAAGCUGGAAACAGCUUUUGGUAACAACGUUCAGGAACAAACAGUCAUCCUGUUUACUCGUGGGGACGACCUGCAGCGUGCAAAGAUGAGCUUGAAGAACUUUUUGAGUGCCUGCCAGACAGAUCUCAGGGAAAUAAUUAAAAAGUGCGGCAACAGGUGUGUUGUUUUUGAGAACAGUGGCUCAGAUUCAGGUCAAGUGGAGAAGCUAAUGCAGACAGUGGACAGCCUAUCCACUGUCUGAUAAAAAGACGGAAGAAACAAUAACUGUGUAUGAAUCAGACCAGAUUAAUGAAAUGCUGGGAUGAAAUAAAUCAUUAAUC
This is a messenger RNA of Micropterus salmoides (largemouth bass), 973 nucleotides long. RefSeq names its product immune-associated nucleotide-binding protein 7-like. Bases 1 to 894 code for a protein of 297 amino acids. NCBI's taxonomy places the organism in Eukaryota, Metazoa, Chordata, Actinopteri, Centrarchiformes, Centrarchidae. The transcript has 4 exons. The record is from RefSeq and is a predicted model, not a curated record. Gene Ontology annotation, molecular function: GTP binding.